GGUUCUCACCCAGAGUCUCCGAAUUACAACUCUCCGAAUCCUCGCCUGUCCUGCUGAGCAGCUUCAUUAGUACCUCGGCCCCACCCUAACACCACCAUGAGUAAAAGCAUGAACGAGGACGAGAAGUUCCUGUUCGCCGAUAAAGAUUACUUCAACAGCCCGGUGGCGCAGGCCGACUGGGCCGCCAAGAAGCUGGUAUGGGUCCCGACGGAGAAGCACGGCUUCGAGGCUGCCAGCAUUAAGGAGGAGAAGGGAGACGAGGUGCUGGUGGAGCUGGUCGACAACGGCAAGAAGAUGACCGUCAACAAGGACGACAUCCAGAAGAUGAACCCGCCCAAAUUCAGCAAGGUGGAGGACAUGGCCGAGCUCACCUGUCUGAACGAGGCGUCGGUCCUGCACAACCUGCGCGAGAGAUACUUCUCCGGACUCAUCUACACAUACUCAGGGCUCUUCUGCGUGGUGGUGAAUCCGUACAAGAUGUUGCCCAUCUACUCAGAGAAGAUCAUCGACAUGUACAAGGGCAAAAAGAGGCACGAGGUUCCUCCUCACAUCUACUCCAUCACCGACAACGCCUACAGGAACAUGAUGCAGGACCGUGAGGACCAGUCUAUUCUCUGCACGGGUGAAUCCGGCGCUGGUAAAACCGAGAACACUAAGAAGGUGAUUCAGUAUCUGGCCGUGGUGGCUUCAUCACACAAAGGCAAAAAAGAUAUGAGCACUCAACAUGCAGGACAGCAGUUGGCCUUCGGGGAGCUGGAGAAGCAGCUGCUGCAGGCGAAUCCCAUCCUGGAAGCUUUCGGUAACGCCAAAACCAUCAAGAACGACAACUCAUCCCGAUUCGGUAAAUUCAUCCGCAUCAACUUCGAUGUGACGGGGUACAUCGUAGGUGCAAACAUCGAAACCUACCUGCUGGAGAAGUCCCGCUGUAUCCGCCAGGCUAAAACCGAGCGAGCCUUUCACAUCUUCUACUACAUGGUGGCAGGAGCCAAGGACAAACUGAGAGAGGAGCUCCUACUGGAGAACUUUAAUAAAUAUCGCUUCCUGGUGGCGGGACACGUCCAGAUCCCAGGAAAUGAGGAUGAUGAGAUGUACGAGGAGACCCUGGAGGCCAUGAACAUCAUGGGCUUUAAUGAGGAGGAGAGAAUCGGGAUCCUGAAGGUGGUCUCAACCGUCCUGCAGCUCGGCAACAUCGAGUUUAAGAAGGAGAGGAACCAGGAACAGGCCACCAUGCCCGAUAACACCGCUGCACAGAAGGUUUGUCACCUGUCCGGCAUCAACGUGACCGAUUUCACCCGCGCCAUCCUGACCCCGCGUAUCAAGGUCGGCCGAGAGGUCGUCCAGAAAGCUCAGACCAAGGAGCAGGCGGACUUCGCGGUGGAGGCUCUGGCGAAGGCGAUGUACGAGCGUCUGUUCCUCUGGAUUCUCUCUCGAGUAAACAAAGCUCUGGAUAAAACCAAACGCCAGGGCGCGUCCUUCCUCGGCAUCCUGGACAUCGCCGGCUUUGAGAUCUUUGAGGAUAACUCGUUUGAGCAGCUGUGCAUUAAUUACACUAACGAGAAGCUGCAGCAGCUCUUCAACCACACCAUGUUCAUCCUGGAGCAGGAGGAGUACCAGCGCGAGGGCAUCGAGUGGAAUUUCAUCGACUUCGGCCUGGACCUGCAGCCCUGCAUCGAGCUCAUCGAGAGACCGAACAACCCACCAGGCAUCCUGGCCCUGCUGGAUGAGGAGUGCUGGUUCCCUAAAGCCACAGACGUGUCGUUUGUAGAGAAGCUGUGCAACACCCACGCCAACCAUCUCAAAUUCACCAAACCCAAACAGCUGAAGGACAAAACCGAGUUCUCCGUACAGCAUUACGCCGGCCGGGUGGACUAUAAUGCUACAGCAUGGCUGACGAAGAACAUGGACCCUCUGAAUGAUAACGUCACUUCGCUGCUGAACAAUUCAUCCAGUGUGUUUGUGCAGGACCUGUGGAAGGAUGUGGACCGUGUGGUGGGUUUGGAGACGAUAGCGAAGAUGUCGGACAGCUCGAUGCCCAGCUCCUCUAAAACGAAGAAGGGAAUGUUCCGCACCGUCGGCCAGCUCUACAAAGAGUCCCUCGCCAAACUCAUGACCACGCUGCACAACACACAGCCCAACUUCGUCCGCUGCAUCAUCCCCAACCACGAGAAGAGGGCAGGUAAGUUGGAUGCUCACCUGGUUCUGGAGCAGCUCAGGUGUAACGGUGUGCUGGAGGGAAUCAGAAUCUGCAGACAGGGCUUCCCCAACCGCAUCGUCUUCCAGGAGUUCAGACAGAGGUACGAGAUUUUGGCAGCUAACGCCAUUCCAAGGGGCUUCAUGGAUGGGAAACAGGCCUGCGUGCUCAUGAUUAAGCACUUGGACCUUGACCCGAACCUGUACCGGAUCGGUCAGAGUAAAAUCUUUUUCCGUACUGGAGUUCUGGCACAGCUGGAGGAGGAACGUGACCUGAAGAUCACCGUGGUCAUCAUCGCCUUCCAGGCUCAGGCUCGGGGAUUCCUCGCCAGGAAGGCGUUUGCUAAGCGGCAGCAGCAGUUAACAGCGAUGAGGGUGAUCCAGAGGAACUGUGCAGCUUACCUGAAACUCAGGAACUGGCAGUGGUGGAGACUCUUCACCAAGGUGAAGCCUCUGCUCCAGGUCACACGUCAGGAGGAGGAGCUAGGCUUGAAGGAGGAGGAGCUUCAGAAAGCCAAAGAUACAGCAGUCAAGUGUGAGACGGAGCUAAAGGACAUCACACUCAAACACACACAGCUGGUGGAGGAGAGGAACGCUCUACAGGAGCAGCUCCAGGCUGAGACCGAGCUGUACGCAGAAGCCGAGGAGAUGAGGGUGCGUUUGGCUGCUAAAAAGCAGGAGCUGGAGGAGAUUCUGCAUGAGAUGGAGGCGCGGCUGGAGGAGGAGGAGGAGCGCAGUGCCACCCUGCAGGUGGAGAAGAAGAAGAUGCAUCAGCAGAUCCAGGAGCUGGAGGAGCACCUGGAGGAGGAGGAGGACGCUCGACAGAAGCUGCAGUUGGAGAAAGUGAUGUGUGAGGGGAAAAUAAAGAAACUGGAGGAUGAUCUGCUGGUGAUGGAGGAUCAGAACAACAAACUUCACAAGGAGAGAAAGUUGCUGGAGGAGCGAGUAGCUGAUUUUAGUGCUAACCUGGCUGAAGAGGAGGAGAAAUCUAAGAACCUGACCAAGCUGAAGAACAAGCAUGAGUCUAUGAUCUCAGAACUGGAAGUUCGUUUGAAGAAAGAAGAAAAGACCCGACAGGAACUGGAUAAGGUGAAGAGGAAGUUGGAGGCAGAAUCGAGUGAUCUACAGGAACAGAUCGCAGACCUGCAGGCUCAGAUCGCCGAGCUAAAGGCUCAGCUCGCUAAAAAAGAGGAGGAGCUACAGGCUGCACUCGCGCGUCUGGAGGACGAGACAGCGCAGAAGAACAACGCUCUGAAGAAGAUCCGAGAGCUGGAGGGCGUGAUCUCAGACCUGCAGGAGGACCUGGAGUCAGAACGAGCCGCCAGGAACAAAACUGAGAAAACCAAACGAGACCUGGGUGAGGAGCUGGAGGCGCUCAAGUCUGAACUGGAGGACACGCUCGACACCACGGCCACGCAGCAGGAGCUCAGGGCGAAGCGUGAACAGGAAGUGACCCUGCUAAAGAAGGCCAUGGAUGAGGAGAGCAGGAACCAUGAAGCUCAGGUUCAGGAGAUGAGACAGAAACACACGCAGGCUGUGGAGGAACUAACCGAGCAGCUGGAGCAGGCCAAGAGGGUGAAGGUGAACCUGGAGAAGGCGAAGCAGGCUCUGGAUAAGGAGUCGUCAGAGAUGACGGUGGAGAUUCGUUCACUGGCUCAGGCCAAACAGGACGUGGAGCACAAGAGGAAGAAGGUGGAGGGACAGUUAGUCGAUCUACAGUCCCGCUUCACCGACUCCGAGAAACAGAAAGCAGAGCUCGGAGACCGAGUGUCCAAGAUCACCGUGGAGCUGGAGGGCGUCACCAACCUGCUGAAUGAAGCCGAGGGAAAGAACAUCAAACUGAAUAAAGACGUGGCCAGUCUGAGCUCUCAGCUCCAGGAUUCACAGGAGCUGCUGGCGGAGGAGACGAGGCAGAAGCUGCAGUUCUCCACUAAACUGCGUCAGAUGGAGGACGACAGGAACAGCCUGCAGGAACAGCUGGAUGAGGAAACUGAGGCCAAGAGGAACGUGGAGAGGCACGUCUCCACCCUCAACGUCCAGCUGUCAGACUUUAAGAAGAAGCUGGAUGAGAUGUCAGGAAACGUAGAGCUGCUGGAGGAGAGCAAGAAGCGGCUGCAGAAAGACCUGGAGGCCUCCAACACUCAGCUGGAGGAGAAAUCAUCUGCCUACGAGAAGCUGGAGAAGACCAAGAACCGACUGCAGCAGGAGCUGGAGGACAUCCUCAUGGACCUGGACAGCCAGAGACAGCUGGUGUCCAACCUGGAGAAGAAGCAGAAGAAGUUUGACCAGAUGUUGGCGGAGGAGAAGAGCAUCUCCUGUAAGUACGCAGACGAGCGGGACCGGGCGGAGGCCGAGGCGAGGGAGAAGGAGACGAAGACUCUGUCUCUGGCUAGGGCGCUAGAGGAGGCGCAGGACUCUCGGGAGGAGCUGGAGAGAGCCAACAAGGCCUUACGUGCCGAAAUGGAGGAUCUCAUCAGCUCCAAGGACGACGUGGGCAAGAACGUACACGAGCUGGAGAAGUCCAAGCGAGGGCUGGAGCAGCAGGUGGAGGAGAUGAAGACUCAGCUGGAGGAGCUGGAGGACGAGCUGCAGGCGGCUGAGGAUGCUAAACUGCGUCUGGAAGUGAACAUGCAGGCCCUGAAAGCGCAGUUCGAGCGAGACCUGCUGGGACGAGAUGAGCAGGGAGAGGAGAAGAGGAAGCAGCUCCUCAAACAGGUGCGUGAGUUGGAGACAGAGCUGGAGGACGAGCGUAAACAGAGAACCGUUCUGGCUGCUGCCAAGAAGAAGAUGGAGGGAGACAUGAAGGACCUGGAGGGCCAGAUCGACUCGUCCAACAAGAACCGAGAUGAGGCCAUCAAGCAGCUCCGGAAGUUACAGGCUCAGAUGAAGGACUUCCAGAGGGAGCUGGACGACGCCCGUGCUGCCCGGGAGGAGGUGCUGGCUACAGCUAAAGAAAACGAGAAGAAAGCCAAGAACCUGGAGGCCGAGCUCAUGCAGCUUCAGGAGGACCUGGCCGCUGCAGAACGAGCUAAGAAGCAGGCCGAGGCCGAGCGGGACGAACUCGCCGAUGAACUCGCCAGCAACGCGUCCGGAAAGUCUGCUCUGAGUGAUGAGAAGCGGCGUUUGGAGGCGAAGAUCGCUCAGCUGGAGGAGGAACUGGAGGAGGAGCAGAGCAACAUGGAGAUGAUGAACGACAGGCUGAGGAAGAGCUCCCAGCAGGUGGACCAGCUGACCAACGAGCUGCAGACGGAGAGGACCACAGCGCAGAAGAACGAGAGCGCCCGCCAGCAGCUGGAGAGACAGAACAAAGAUCUGAAGGCCAAACUGCAGGAGAUGGAGAACCAGGUCAAGUCCAAGUUCAAGUCCUCCAUCACCACACUGGAGGCUAAAGUGGCUCAGCUGGAGGAGCAGCUGGAGCAGGAGAACAGGGAGAAACAGGCCACAGGUAAGGCUGUGCGUCAGAAGGAGAAGAGGCUGAAGGACCUGAUGAUGCAGGUGGAGGAGGAGAGGAAACAGGCUGAGCAGUACAAAGAUCAGGCGGAGAAGGCGAACUCGAAGGUGAAGCAGUUGAAGCGGCAGGUUGAAGAAGCAGAAGAAGAGUCUCAGCGCAUCACCGCCGCACGCAGGAAACUACAGAGAGAGCUGGAGGAAGCGACCGAGUCCAACGAUGCUCUGAACCGAGAGGUGACAUCACUGAAGAGCAAACUCAGGCGUGGUAACGAGACCUCGUUUGCUAGUGCUGGCCGGCGCGCCGGGGGCAGGAGGGGCGUGAUGGAUGCUGAUGCUAAUGAGGAUGAUACCGACUCACAGGGCGACUACAACGCCACUGAAUAAACACACACACACACACACACACACACACACACUCAGAUGUCUCUUUUACAGUAAAUUAAAACCACAGUUUGACUGGGGGGUUAAAGGUCAUGAUUAAAUUCUGUUUAAAGCCUAAAGUUUUAUUUAAAGAUAUUUUUAUAUUAAUGACAUUAUUAAACAACGAUAGUUUUUAUUUGAUUGGAAUCAUUUUUAAUAACAAUGCUGAUGUGAGUGUGGGGGAGAAACUCAGUGUAACACAAACUAAACCUGAUCUGAUCUGAGGAGCUGAAUCUGUCCUGCUGUCCCAACACUUCUGCUCAUGAAGCUUCAUCAUCACAACACACACACACACACUGCCUCAUACUGAUGAAUACAGAAUACCCAUAAUGCACUGGGCUUUUUAUAGUGAGUCUGGUGUUAAGGAGUUUAUAUAAACGUGAAUCUACAUCAGAAUCAGAUUUUCUCUGAGGAGCCGCGGUGAUGAUGAUGAUGAUGAUGAUGAUGAUGAUGAUGAUGAUGAUGAUGAUUUUUACCAGUCAGGAAUGUGUAAUGAUUUUAUUUGCACUUUAUAAUCACUUUAUUUGAAUAAAUCUGUGUUAUUGGAACAGAAGUAAAAUAAUAAAUGUAUUUUAAUAAUCAAUAAUCCACUCAAACGUUACAAUUAUAUUACACCUCUACUUCCUGUUCCUGUCUCCACCAUCACCUGAACUUCCUGUGUUUAUUGAUGUCACUCUGAUGUUUGAGAUUCACCAGCACAAUAAAUAAAGUUUGAACCUGAA
Trichomycterus rosablanca is the source of this 6782-nucleotide messenger RNA. It is a transcript of the gene myh11a, whose product is annotated as myosin, heavy chain 11a, smooth muscle. Lineage: Eukaryota; Metazoa; Chordata; Actinopteri; Siluriformes; Trichomycteridae. The transcript is spliced from 42 exons. The coding region runs from base 97 to 6024 and encodes 1975 amino acids. Gene Ontology annotation, cellular component: myosin II complex; cytoplasm; myosin filament. Gene Ontology annotation, biological process: actomyosin structure organization. The record is from RefSeq and is a predicted model, not a curated record. Gene Ontology annotation, molecular function: microfilament motor activity; actin filament binding; ATP binding.